CAAAACGGGUUUCUUUCAUAGUCGGCUAUUCCUGGUCGGUAAGCCUUGUAUUUGGGGUAAACUUUGACUAAAAAAUAACAUGAAUUGUUAUCGAAGGAUCUGCGGUAUGGCGAGAUAAAAGGAAAGGUGGUGGAAGACAAUAAAACCGUUAAGAAAUGUACCAGUAGUUUCUAAUUAAUUAUCAGUGCAUGGUGCCAUGAAAUAAAGCAAUUACGGCACUAAUUCGUGUUCUUACGUCAAUAACAAUGGAAGAACAUAAGGAGAAGCUAGAGUUCGUUAAGAAUCACAUCGACAGUUAUCCAGACUUUCCAAAGCCUGGAAUAUUAUUCAGGGACCUGUUUUCAGUGCUGAGAAAUCCGAGAGCAUUCCAUGCAUUGCAAGAUGUAAUGAUUGAGCAUGUGUCGUCGCAGUUGACACCAAAGCCUGAAGUUAUAGUAGCCCUGGAUUCAAGAGGCUUCUUACUUGGGCCACUACUAGCACUUCAUUUUCAUAUACCAUUCAUUCCAAUAAGAAAAAGGGGAAAACUCCCAGGAGAUGUAACUCGGGUCUCUUUUGCCCUCGAAUAUGGCACAGACAUAUUUGAAAUUCAGUCUUUGAGUCUUGGCAGUGGUCAGAAUGUUCUCAUAGUAGAUGAUUUGUUAGCAACAGGAGGUUCAUUGAAUGCUGCAUGUCAGUUGGUGAAUCAGCUUCAAGCUACAGUUCUGGAGUGCCUUGUCAUCAUGGAGUUGGUGUACUUAAAAGGAAGAGACAAUGUGAAAGCACCAGUACAUUCCCUCAUACAGUUCUGAAGAUAUUGCAUGUAAUAGCAAAAAUGUUAAUGUAAUACUGUUGGUUUCUAUACUGAUAUAGUUUAAACUGCAGAACGGGGUUUAUAACCAUGGAUUUAAGUAACAUUUUAAGUUCUUUACACAGGUGCAUAAGAUUAGUACAUAAUAAUGCGUGUUAGUCUGUUCAUGAACCCAAAUGAAUGUUUGAUAACAAAAGUAUUCAACCAACUUUGUCAAACCUGGUAUUUGGAUGAUUUAAUUUCAGUUUAUAUUGGACAAAUAUAAACCACUACCUUCCAUCAUAUAAAACUUAUAUUUCUCAAAAUCAGAAUAUCCAGUAAUUCUAUUCUAAACAUGAAAUAAAUCUCAUUGAGUUUAGCAACUUUAUUAAAACAUCCUUUCCAUUCAGUAUGAUAUCUGUAGCGAGAUUUAGUUUCACAACGCUAAAUUGGUGUCUGCAGUACGCCAUCAUCAAGGCCAUUGAAGUGUGCAAAAUUCAAAAGACUGCAUUGGAAAAUUGUCCAUACACCAAAUUCAAGUACGCUAUUCCAAUCUCCCUUUUGUUUAGAUAAGAGAUUGAGAGGGUAAAGUCAUGUCAGAUCAAGGAGAUUUUGGUAUGGAAACUGGAAAGUGUUGGAGGAUAUUGUUAAAAUGACAGGAUUUUAUGAUAGCAGAGGUGAACCUUCAGUUUCUCAGAGUGUAUAUCAAAAAUAUUUAUAACUACAACUGUUCACAGUGUCAUUAGGACUAUUAAACAGAUGUUGAUAUUUUAGAGGACAUGCAAAAAAAGAAUGGGAAAUCUAAUGUUUGUAUUAAAUUUUUGUUGUAAAAAGUAAUGGAAAGAGACCAAAUGGCAGAGAACGACAUAGAUUUGAGCAAAUGUUAAACUGGAACUAAUGGAAAUCAGUUUUUAAGUGUGAGUUCAGGACAGGGUCCAAUUCCUGGUUCUUAUGACGACAAUCUUUAUGUACAAGAUGUAUGUGGAAUUUCAUGAGGAAUAUAAGGUACCAAUUGCUCAUAAAAUACCUGUACCAAAGUAUUUUAUUUGGGCAUUGCCCAUUUUUUACAUAAGCAGUUACAUGAUGUUGAACAGAGGCUGAAUUUGUCUCAGUCUUCCAGUAUGAAGUAAGUAUACGUACUCUGUGUGAUCCGUUACAUAAAAAUAGUCCAUAACACUGAAGGUGUUUGAGAACGGGUGAACAUAGUACUAGCGGGUUUGGAGGCAACUGUAGAAUGAGGGUCUUCAUAAUUUAGGAUGAACAAAUCUAUCAGGAUAAGAUGAUCAUGUGACAUACUUGAGAGAGAUGAGAAAUGAGUACAGAAUUUUAGGAAAGGGAGGGUAAUAUUAAACUGAAUGUUAAAGAGAUAGGAUGUGAUCUUAAAGACUUGAUUUGUGUGGCUGAGGAAAAGGAAGUGUGUCAGACUGUUACAUGUACAGUAAUGGAACUCUACAUUUCAAAAAAGGUGGGAAUUACUUUCUUCACCAUUUUCACUGCUGUAAGUUUCUCAAGGAGCAUUUUGCCCUUUGAAGUUGGCUGUCCUGGAUCUGAUAAAUAGAGGUGGAACUUGCCAUUAUGAUAUUGCUAAUACAACUAAGCCUGCAGAAAGGAUUAGCUUUUUCUGAUAGACUCGACAAAAUAGGUAUCCUUUCUUCAACACACAGCACAGUAGAAAUGCUUUAAAGGAAGCUGAAUAAUGAGAUCAGCUGGGUUGUUAUUGUACAUUCCACACACCAGUCACUCAGGUAUUUUCACUAAAACCUCUGUCUAACACACCCAUGAACCAUCCCAGAAGUAGUGAAAGAACAAAAUGAACUCAGUAUCAACAAAAUUGUGUGUACAGUAACUGAAUAUUUUGUUACAGGCUAUCUAGAGCAAGAUAUUAUUUAAAUGUAACUGUGAAAACAUUAUGACAACUGUGACAGCAUAAUAGCGUGUCCUGCAGGAACACAUACAUAUAUAUAUAACAGAAUUGGAAGCUUUGUGUUCCAUAGUAUAUCAGCUUUCAUGCCAUACAUUACUGAUCACUCCCCAAAGAAAUAUAUAAAAAGGAAAGAUACAGAGUGUUAAGAGUGCAUUCUGAUCUCCACUUCAGAGCUCAUAGUAUGUCAAAGUUUGUCCACCCCAACUUAUAUGUUAGUAGAGUAAGACUGAUGAAACAAGAAUUCAGGGUAAAUGCAGGCAGUGUGACAAAAUGAUGGCUAUUUGAUUACAUUCCAGUCAUUUGUUUUUAUUCUGUAUGCACGGUCGGGAUUGACAAGUAUAUUUGUCUACUUGCCUGUGAGCAGUGGCAGAUUAUUCAGUGUUGUAUUUAUGUCAAUUUCACAUUUUCUAGUAAUAAAUACAAUCCAUUGGUGAUUGAAAA
This is a messenger RNA of Zootermopsis nevadensis, 3131 nucleotides long. RefSeq names its product adenine phosphoribosyltransferase (gene Aprt). Gene Ontology annotation, molecular function: AMP binding; adenine phosphoribosyltransferase activity; adenine binding. The record is from RefSeq and is a predicted model, not a curated record. Gene Ontology annotation, cellular component: cytoplasm. NCBI's taxonomy places the organism in Eukaryota, Metazoa, Arthropoda, Insecta, Blattodea, Termopsidae. Gene Ontology annotation, biological process: adenine salvage; AMP salvage.